Messenger RNA from Rhagoletis zephyria (snowberry fruit fly), 933 nucleotides. Its product is annotated as acetylcholine receptor subunit alpha-type acr-16-like. Gene Ontology annotation, biological process: monoatomic ion transport. Gene Ontology annotation, cellular component: membrane. NCBI's taxonomy places the organism in Eukaryota, Metazoa, Arthropoda, Insecta, Diptera, Tephritidae. The record is from RefSeq and is a predicted model, not a curated record.
AACACACACUUUACCGACAAACUCAAACUCCGUUGGAAAUCGAUGCACCAUAAAAUCAGGCACAUAUUUCAAUUGCAUCAUGUUUAUGGUGGCAUCAUCGGUGGUGCUGACGGUUGUUGUGCUCAACUAUCAUCACCGCACGGCGGAUAUACACGAAAUGCCGCCAUGGAUUAAAUCCGUUUUCCUGCAAUGGCUGCCAUGGAUUUUACGUAUGGGUCGCCCCGGCCGUAAGAUCACACGAAAAACAAUAUUACUAAGCAAUCGCAUGAAGGAAUUGGAAUUAAAGGAACGUUCUUCCAAAUCACUACUAGCCAAUGUGCUGGAUAUCGAUGAUGAUUUCCGGCAUACGAUCUCCGGUUCACAAACGGCGAUCGGUUCAUCAGCAAGCUUCGGUCGCCCCACAACGGUGGAGGAGCAUCACAAUACAAUAGGUUGCAAUCAUAAAGAUUUGCAUUUGAUUCUUAAAGAAUUGCAAUUCAUAACGUCGCGCAUGCGCAAAUCCGACGAUGAGGCGGAACUGAUAAGCGACUGGAAAUUCGCGGCAAUGGUUGUGGAUAGAUUUUGUUUGAUUGUUUUUACGCUCUUUACAAUUAUCGCAACGGUGACCGUUCUGCUGUCGGCUCCACACAUCAUCGUGCAAUAAGCCUAAAUGCAUAUGAGACCUAAGCAUAAGCAUAGGAUAGACAUAUUCAAACUACAUAUAUACCUUAAAAAGAAAUAUUUUUUCCAGAGGAAAAACACUUCCAAAAAUAAGAGGAGUAGGAAUGCAAGUUGAAAAAAAAACAUCACAAUUAAGUAGUUUUAGUUUAGAAAAGUGAAACUACUCAAUACUUAUUGAAUUAGGCGAAAGACCAAUUGAAAAGUUCACAAAAAUCAAUACAAAAAAAAAUUGUUAAUUAAAUUUUUAAGAAAAACUGAAAACUAGUUACAAAG